This is a messenger RNA of Perca flavescens (yellow perch), 4496 nucleotides long. It is a transcript of the gene sufu, whose product is annotated as suppressor of fused homolog (Drosophila). The record is from RefSeq and is a predicted model, not a curated record. NCBI's taxonomy places the organism in Eukaryota, Metazoa, Chordata, Actinopteri, Perciformes, Percidae. The transcript is spliced from 13 exons. The coding region runs from base 1918 to 3147 and encodes 409 amino acids. Gene Ontology annotation, molecular function: transcription factor binding. Gene Ontology annotation, cellular component: cytoplasm; nucleus.
UAGGCUACUGCAACAUUUUAAUACAGUACAAAGACUGACAAUGAUUUUCAGAAAUACAGGGGCUACCAUGCAACAUACAACCCACACAUGCAGACCACUUUUUUUUCAGAUCUUAUCUCAGCUUUAGUUCCAUAAAAAUCUGCAGCCAUGUCAGUUAGAUGACUUAUAAACAAUAGCCAACAUCCUUUUCAAUUACAAUAUCAUGGGGAUCUAACAAAACGUCCAGCUGCAACUAUUGAAGUACAAAAUACAAAACAGCAUGUUGUUAUGUAGACUUUUAAGAGAGGAAGACAAAAGCAUAGAUAGUUGUAGUAUACCAGUACUGGUUUAAAGCAGUUUUUCGAGAUACCCGUAGUGUCUCAAAGUUAUUCAUGUAUACGCCAUGCACUGUCCUCGGGCCCUCCUAAUAAACUCUGUACUUAUACAUAUGUCUCCCACAUGGCUUGAACAAUAUUACAGAAUAAGGGCUUUAGUAGUGGUUUUAUUUUCACCAUCCUGGUUUGCUAAAGUUCCUAGUCUUCAGGCUCCAGGUAUGGCUGUGUAUAGCGAUAAUAGGCAGAAAAAGAUGGCUGCUGUACCACUGGAUGUGUAGAGUGAGGAAACCAGUUGGCUUAUAAAACAUUACUUCACUACCGUUGCUCUACUCUUACCUUCAGUAUUAUGAAAGAGAUGACAAUGCCGUGAUUAUCAGGGGAUUUUUUUUAACUAUAAGUUCCUCACCUCAGCAUGUUGUUUUUUCUCUCAUGAGAAGUGUCUGCGAAUGCAUAUUUUUAUGUUUCUGAAAUAAAUAAAUAGCAUUCUACAAAUAUAGGCACUCCUUCCCUGUUAUCACUCAUUUAGGAUACAAUAAGGCCUUUGCCUGUGGCUCAAAUAUAGUCAGUUGACUAUGAUAUGCACCCUCAUGCCAACAUUACAUAAAUUCUAUUUUCUAAUUAAAUAAUGAUUUGAGGAUUUUAAUUCAAAACAUGCACUAUACCGCGUGUACAGUGUACAGUACAGGGGUCACAGUAGGCUACAUUUACUACAUUAACUUAGUUAACUCAGAAGGGAAAUUAUUUACUUUUACUUUCUGAUUUGAAACCAGGUGAUUUUUAUUGGAUCAGCUCAUAAAACAUGAUGCAUUGUUACAGAUUAAACAACCUAAUAAGGAUGCUAAAAUUAAACCAACUACAACAUUAAAAUUAUGAUUACAUGUUAAUGCAUCAGUAUUUACAAUACAAUAGUAAAACGUAUACUCUCACAUGGGCAAUUUUUAUGUUUACUGAUAAUACCUCUCUAGCCUACUAAUUCAGCUCAUAAUACCUCUGUACUUUUACUCAAGUAAAAUGUUGGAUCCAGGGCUUAAGAAGAGUGUUGUUACAUUUGAUAUUGCAAUAGAAAUAGUCAGAGCCAUGUCUUUCUCUAUCACUCUGGCAAUAGUUAUUCGUUAGUUGAGCUUUUGUUUACCAGUUUGGUUCAUCCGUCCAUCAUUUGGCCACUGAAAAACUUUAAAACCGCGACCCCCUUGAUUGACAGUUUAUCAGCCAAUCACAAUCAUCAGAAAAUCUACACAAACUUAAAACCUCAUUCUUCAUUGGCCAUAAGUAGUCGUCAAUCAUUAAGUCACUAUACCCAUCCAACCAAUUGGGAGGUACUUUUUUUUUGUAGAGAACGAGCAGCGAGCAACAGGCUGUGUCCCACUGCCCCUGCUGAGAGUACCACAGCGAAUAACCAGAUUUGUUGCAGGCCGUGGCAUGGAUGAGGUACGGCCUACCAGUGGUGCUCAAGCCCACGGACUGGUGCCGCUGUUUCCUCCUGGACUGCAGGCUAUCUACGGGGAAUGCCGGCGUCUUUACCCCGAGCAGGCCAACCCGCUCCAAGUUACAGCCAUUGUAAAAUAUUGGUUAGGGGGGACCUGACCCGUUAGACUACAUCAGUAUGUAUAGGAGUACGGGCUGUCCAGCUCAGGACAUCCAGGAGCAUUGGCACUAUGUCAGCUUUGGACUGAGUGACCUGUAUGGGGAUAAUAGGGUUCAUGAAUUCACAGGGGCAGACGGGCCCAGUGGGUUUGGUUUUGAGCUCACCUUUAGACUCAAACGAGAGACGGGAGAGACUGCACCACCAACCUGGCCGGCUGAACUUAUGCAAGGCUUGGCUCGCUAUGUGUUCCAGUCAGAAAACACAUUUUGUAGUGGCGACCAUGUAUCGUGGCACAGUCCACUAGACAACAGUGAAUCUCGUAUCCAGCAUAUGUUGCUUACAGAGGACCCACAGAUGCAACCAGUUCAAACACCAUUUGGCUCAGUGAGCUUUCUCCAGAUUGUGGGUGUUUGUACAGAGGAGCUAAAGGCGGCCCAACAGUGGAAUGGCCAAGGCAUCCUCGAGCUGAUGCGUGGAGUCAGAGUAGCUGGUGGUCCCUGGCUAAUUACAGACAUGAGGAGAGGGGAGACCAUUUUUGACAUUGAUCCACACCUACAAGAGAGAGUGGACCAGGGUAUCGAGGCAGAGGGCUCCAACCUGAGUGGGGUCAGCGCCAAGUGUGUGUGGGACGAUCUGAGUCGACCGCCAGAGGAUGAGGAGGACAGCCGAUCCAUCUGCAUAGGGUCCCAGCCACGGAGGCUCUCAGACAAAGACACAGAGCAGAUCAGGGAGACUCUGAGAAAAGGACUGGAGUUUAACAGCAAGGCAACACUACCACCCAUCAGCAGCCAGAGACAGAGCCACGAGAGACCUCAGAGCCGGAAGGACAGUUUGGAGAGUGAGAGUUCAGCAGCCAUUGUACCUCAUGAGUUGGUCCGUACACGACAGCUGGAGAGCGUCCAUUUGAAAUUCAACCAAGAGUCAGGCACACUGCUGCCCCUCUGCCUACGGGGCCGGUUGCUCCAUGGGAGACACUUCACUUAUAAAAGUAUCAAUGGAGACACAGCCAUUACAUUUGUGUCUACGGGAGUUGAAGGAGCUUUUGCUACAGAAGAGCAUCCAUAUGCAGCCCAUGGCCCCUGGCUUCAGAUAUUGUUGACUGAGGAGUUUGUGGAGCAAAUGCUUGGGGAUUUACAGGAACUUAACACUCGUGAAGAGACAAAGUUACCAAAGGAGUACAGUUGGCCAGAAAAGAAGCUGAAGAUCUCUGUCCUACCAGACUCUGUGUUUGAUAACCCACUGCAAUGAGACAGAGACACUUAAUCACCAGCAAACUCCAACAAAACCCCCCCGCAAACACACACUUCCAGAGAGGACCAUGUGUGCCACAUCUGUGUGUCAGGGCACACAGAUGUGGUGUUCCCACACUGGACGGCCAAUUUCACUCUUGAAAAUGAUCUGAGGGAUGAUCUAAACACUUUGACUGUUACGCAUUCUCAGACAUUUCUCUGAGGCCUGAAUGCUUUUGAGAAUGUCAAACCAGCCUGUCCAGAUGGUUGACCUGUAAAACAAUUAUAGGUGACACACUAGUUGUAGGGCAAAACAGGAUGUUGUCAUUCCUCCAGUAAGGCCUGCCAAGGUCUAAGGUCCAAAAUAUACGUCACUAAUACAGUUGAGAAUGCAUCCUGUUCUCACCAGACAGUGUCCCAAGCGAUAACUGUUGCGGUUCGCAAAAACAGUUUUUAUUUAUUCCACUGGCCUUAGAAAGGAUGGAAAAGUCACAUGUUGAACAAUUUUAUCAGUGUUUCUUUCAAUUGAGCUCAUGUGUAUAGUAUAUUUACAAAUGCUGGUCAUUUUUCCCUUAUGUGUUUGUGGUCAUACCAAAGUUUUAACUGUUGGCAGUUCGCUGCCAAUACAGUCUGUGUCAUGAUUCUCUAAUAAUGACAUGACAGGCUGAACUAAGCUAAACUAAUAUUCACUGCCUGUUUGUCUGGGAUAAUCCAACAAGCAUCGGACCUGUUUUCCUAGGUAUCUGGCAAAUGCAGCAGGUAUAACCACCUCUUUUCCCCUUAGCCAAGAACAAUACACUCCUGUAUUGAGUUUCUUUUUUUUUUUCUCUCUCUCUCUCAUGAUGAUGCGUGUUUUAAAGUUAUGAAAUGAAAUGCAUCAAAAACUGGGAAUCUGUGGUCAGUGUCCUCUUGUGUUGUCUCCGGUAGCCACAUGGUUUUGUUCAUCAGUAGGACCUGCCUAAAAAUGAGUUGGAUUAAAAUUCCUCAGUGCUUUGUGUUGAAAAAGGAACCCAUAUUCUUUGGUGACUCUUAAUGCUGCCUAUGGCUCCUAGAUUGUUUGAAAUAAAUCUGACCUUCAAGGCUGCUGCAUUCAGUCUUUUUCUGAUACUGUCAUUGCAUUCCAUUUUAAAACAAAAAAAGACUACUUUUACUACAGUUUCUAACAAAUGUACUCUUCUACAACGUGUGAUGGCUUAUUAUUUUUGUUUGUAUUUUUCUAUUAAGAGUGACAAAUGUAAAGUUUAGACACCGUUAAUAUGGUAUUUUGUAAUUACUUUUGUUAUGAAUGAACUGCCUGAUUGUAAUCCCAAGUGCAUUAAAGCGUGUAGCUAUUUACACAAAUAAAGAUGGAACACUAAUGCACAAAUA